AUGGUUUCAAACAAAAAACGACUGUACGUUGCCCUGUAUCCUAGCGGCGUGGUCAACAAUGAAGAACGAAGAUACCACUGGGGCUUCCUCGUCGGCCCAAAGAUUGAGAACAGGCAGCAAGUUCCCGGCAUGCGCUACCACGUCAGGAACCUCCCCAUCCAGGGCUGGGCAUACGAACAAGUCCGCCUGGACAACGUACGGAGCACCAACAACCUCCUUGCCCGCAUCGCAAUUGCCAAGGUCGAAGACGAAGAGCGUCUCGUCAGAAUUCUGCGUGAGAUACCCAUCGUUCAAAAUGACCCCAGUUGGCGAUGCCGCACGUGGGUAUCCAACGCAUUGGUCGGGAUAGCAAAAGACGGCCAGGCCGUUGGGACGGCGCAACUGGACUGGGCUCAGAUCGAGACGCUAGCCCGCGAAUAUGUGGCUGGGAAAACGGUAUCCGGAAGAUAUUCAGUGGCCGAGGAUAUGGCAAACCCCAAGCCAACAUGGGAUAUGCUAGAAAGGCGAGAAACUGUGCCCUAG
Molecule: messenger RNA, 522 nt
Organism: Hirsutella rhossiliensis
Lineage: Eukaryota; Fungi; Ascomycota; Sordariomycetes; Hypocreales; Ophiocordycipitaceae
Exons: 2
Coding region: 1-522 (173 amino acids)
Source: RefSeq, a predicted model, not a curated record